AAUCAUAUUAUUUGCAUAAAAUUUAUUGUUAAUGGCUAGUAGAGGACGUGAAGAUGUAAAAAUAGUGUUGAUCGACACACAAUAUAUCGUAACGGAUCCUUCGAGUUUUAAAUCUGUUGUUCAGAAUCUGACCGGUAAAGAUUGUUGUGUUUCUUGGAUUGAUCAAGAAACUACAUUUUCCGGUGGGAAGAGGAAAAGAGAAGUUACUGAGUGUAGCAAUGUCGGACUUGGAUAUUCCGGUAGUAAAUGCGGUUCCGUUGGCGGCGGUGGCGGCGGGGAGCGGCUGCAGGGGAAUGAUUGGAAGUUAUUGUCUAAAGGAUUGUCGUUUAAAGAUUUGGAUAGAAUGAUUUUAGAGAUGCCUCCGUUGGAAGAGUGGUACCAGUUGUUGGCUCCAACUAAUUUUUUUUAGCUCUUGUUUUCUUCCUUUUGUAGAUUGUUUAAGCCAUUUUUCUAUUUAUAAAUUGAUUUUUUAAUUUUCUAAUGUUGUAAUUAGAAGAUUUUAUAGUGAUAUAAUCU
Messenger RNA from Mercurialis annua (annual mercury), 516 nucleotides. RefSeq names its product VQ motif-containing protein 10. NCBI's taxonomy places the organism in Eukaryota, Viridiplantae, Streptophyta, Magnoliopsida, Malpighiales, Euphorbiaceae. The transcript has a single exon. The record is from RefSeq and is a predicted model, not a curated record. Bases 32 to 409 code for a protein of 125 amino acids.